AUGAAACUUGGGCAAAUACGUUUGUGUUCACUACCUGAGGAACUGCUCAAGGAGCGACGAAGAUUAAGCAAAAAUUCGCAUUUAUUGAAGUUUGAACCCAAAGCUCCAUUUGCACAGAGGAACAGAAAAAGAGACAUGGCAGUAGAAGAUUCACACAAGAAACUGAAGAAAAGGAAAAAUACAAAGAAAAAUAUUGAAAAAAACUUGAAGAUGGAAAAUUCCCGGUUUCUCGAAAGUGAAGAUAACUUUUACAGGGGUAACAAGGAUAAGAAGAACAAAAAGAAAUUUACUGGGGACAAAGGUAAUACCAAGACAGUUGAGCUGUCGAAUAUCAAAGAUGAAUCUGGCGCACCAGGUGUACGAAUGAAAAAAAGCGAAAAGUUGAGAGCAGAGAAAAAAAAGAAUGGCAAGAUAGCUAGAGCAGAAGUCAACGUAGUCAGCACGCCAUGUAAUAAUGAGGAUCAAGAUGAAUUUGCUGAUCAAACAGGUACCCCAAAAGAAGCAGGAGAACGUAACAUGCAGAAAUCAAUGAAAAUGAAACGAAAGAACGCGAAGACACUUGAUGUCAGUGAAGUUGAUAAACUCGACAAUGAUGAGGCUCAAGACAAAUUUGCUGAUCAAAAAGAUACCUCAAAUGAAGGAGGAGAAAGUAAAAUGCCGAAAAAAAUGAAAAAGAAACGAAAGAACACGAAGACAAUUGAUAUCAGUGAAGUUGAUAAACUCGACAACAAGGUUGAAGAUGCCACUGAACUGAAAAAUGGUAACUCAAAAAAGGCUCGUAAAAUAAAAAAGAAGGGUCAAUUAUUGAUAAACCAAUCAUCCCAGGAGAAUUCACUAGAGAAGAAAGGAGAAGCAGCAGAAGACGAAGUUUAUGAGAUAUCUUCAGGGGAUGAAGAUAGCUCUAAAGGAAUGAAAAAGUGGAUUAUGGAAUACCAUCAGAGUAGACCUGGACUCAAAGUGCUGCAAGAAAGGAUAGAUGAUUUCAUAGCUGCUCAUGAGGCACAAGAGGAGCAGGCAAGAAGAGAAAGGGAGGCCAAAGCUGCAGAAGGUGGAUGGACCGUCGUGGUACACCAUAAGGGGAGGAAAAAGACAUCUGAUGCUGAAAGUGGAACUGUUGUGGGUUCUGUUGCCCAGGCUGCUGUUCUUGAUAAGAUGGCAAAAAAGAAGAAUAAAGAUGCAGGCCCAGAUUUCUACAGGUUUCAAAAAAGGGAAGCCCACAGAAACGAGAUUAUGAUGCUGCAAAGCAAAUUCGAGCAGGAUAAAAAGCGGAUACAACAGAUGAGAGCUGAAAGGAAAUUUCGACCGUAUUAG
This is a messenger RNA of Fraxinus pennsylvanica, 1311 nucleotides long. NCBI's taxonomy places the organism in Eukaryota, Viridiplantae, Streptophyta, Magnoliopsida, Lamiales, Oleaceae. The record is from the annotation of a GenBank genome assembly.